Messenger RNA from Saprolegnia parasitica CBS 223.65, 162 nucleotides. Its product is annotated as 50S ribosomal protein L40e. The record is from RefSeq and is a predicted model, not a curated record. Gene Ontology annotation, cellular component: ribosome. Lineage: Eukaryota; Oomycota; Saprolegniomycetes; Saprolegniales; Saprolegniaceae. Gene Ontology annotation, biological process: translation. Gene Ontology annotation, molecular function: structural constituent of ribosome. The transcript has a single exon. Bases 1 to 162 code for a protein of 53 amino acids.
AUGGCCAUCGAACCGACGCUGGCGGCCCUCGCCAAGAAGACCAACUGCGAGAAGCAGAUCUGCCGCGUGUGCUACGCGCGCCUCCCGCCCCGCGCGACCAACUGCCGCAAGAAGAAGUGCGGCCACUCCAACCAGCUGCGCAUCAAGAAGAAGAUCAAGUAA